Serendipita indica DSM 11827 is the source of this 558-nucleotide messenger RNA. The record is from the annotation of a GenBank genome assembly. NCBI's taxonomy places the organism in Eukaryota, Fungi, Basidiomycota, Agaricomycetes, Sebacinales, Serendipitaceae.
AUGCCGCCAAUACGCGCGCUCGAGGUGAUUUAUCUUGAUGAUCCACCGGAUAGGGACCAUCGGAUCUUCUUCCACUUGCUCUUUUCGAUACCUACCGUCGAGCGCGCGUGGUUUGUUGGCAAGGGCACCUAUCAGUGGCCUACAUCGACUACAUCGGUUGAAACUCGAUCCGUGGCCCUGAAGGAGCUUCGAGUUAACCUGCUACACUCUCAACCAAGUGUCAAGGGAUGCCAACUGGAGUGGUUGCUCAAACACUCCAAGGAGACACUGGAGGUCCUUUGUCUCUACGAUCUGAUAUUAGACGAGUCAAUGUCAGAUUUUAUCCUUUCCUAUGCGCCUCGGUUGGUCUCGUUCCACGUCAGUAGUAGCGGUCAUUCCGACCUGGUGCAUUUACCGACUUGGGUCAAGGCCAUGACGCAACUCAAGGAGCUUGUUAUCCGCAAUGACCUGCCGUCAGCGGAUUGCUUUCGCGUCACCACGGAUCUAGUCCGCUUGAUUGCGGCACUACCACCUACACUUGAGCACCUUGGCUUGCAGUGGACGACCAUGCAGCUUUAG